Nanorana parkeri is the source of this 1118-nucleotide messenger RNA. RefSeq names its product zinc finger DHHC-type containing 16 (gene ZDHHC16). Gene Ontology annotation, biological process: protein palmitoylation. The record is from RefSeq and is a predicted model, not a curated record. The transcript is spliced from 9 exons. Gene Ontology annotation, cellular component: Golgi apparatus. NCBI's taxonomy places the organism in Eukaryota, Metazoa, Chordata, Amphibia, Anura, Dicroglossidae. Gene Ontology annotation, molecular function: palmitoyltransferase activity. The coding region runs from base 194 to 1060 and encodes 288 amino acids.
CGUGCGGCGUGUACUGGGCAUGCGCAAUGUGCCAGGAUGGCUCCGCCGGCAGAUGUAUGCUGAGUGGAAUGACAUCCGGUUAGUGCCGCGGUCUGUGUUACGGGAUGGAGCGUGUGAGGUGGGACGGAGGCUGUGAGAGGACACCGACAUCCCCUGCUUUGUGACACCGGCCGGCAGGGAAUGAGUAGUGGGAAUGAGAAACAUUCGGCGCCUUUUUCUGAGGUGCCUUCGCCUGGGACACAGAAGGAAAUGGACCUAUGUGAACCUCCUGACCGAUUACCUGCGCUACUGCCGCCUCUGCCUUGUGUCCCUGUCCUAUAAUUCCUUCACCGACAGCGACGUGGUCAUAGAGUCCCUGUUUGAACCCAUUUAUUGGCUGGUGGAUCAUGUGACCAGGUGGUUUGGCAUAGCUCAAAAACACGUCCCAUCUGUGUCCGUGUGCAGGAAAUGCAUUGCACCCAAACCCGCCCGGACACACCACUGUAGCAUUUGCAAUAGGUGUAUUCUUAAAAUGGAUCAUCAUUGUCCGUGGCUUAAUAACUGUGUCGGCCAUUACAACCACCGCUACUUCUUCUCCUUCUGCCUUUUCAUGACCCUCGGCUGCAUUUACUGCAGCGUCAGCAGCCGCAUCAUGUUCCGUGAAGCCUACGCAGCCAUUGAGACCUUUUACAGUCAGACUCCUUUACCUACCUUCACCUUCAGAGAGAGAAUGUUUCACAAGUGUAUCAUCUACCUCUGGGUACUGUGCAGUUCUGUCGCUCUGGCCCUUGGUGCUCUUACACUGUGGCACGCAAUGCUCAUCACCCGAGGAGAGACGAGCAUAGAAAGACACAUCAACAAGAAAGAGAGGAAGAGACUGCUGACCAUUGGAAAGGUAUUCUAUAAUCCGUACAGCUACGGUCGCUGCAGUAACUGGAGACUUUUCUUUGGCGUGGAAACAAAAUUACAUUGGAUAACCAGAGUCCUCCUUCCAUCUCCCCACUCUGCUUAUGGAGAUGGAUUGACAUGGAACCCUCCAUCUUGGAUCCCCACGAAGCAGACUUCUGUCCUUGCAAUAUAACAAUUCCUGUACUAUACGUCCUUCCAGCAAGGUGACACUAUUUAUAAAAGGAUGAUUU